AUGGCUAUUCCCCAAAGGCAGACCCCGCCAAUUUCCGAAUUGCGCGAAUUCUACGUCGGCAAAAGCAUCCAUGAUGUCCCCAAACCCGCAGUAGUCCUGGACAAAGCUAGGAUAGCGCGUCAUUGCCAAUCGAUGCUCACAGCUGCUGAUAAACUUGGUGUUGGAUUCCGUGCGCAUGUGAAAACCCACAAGACAAUCGAAGCUACUCGUCUUCAAAUCGGAGAGGGAAAAGGCGACGUCAAGCUCAUCGUUUCUACCCUUGCUGAAAUUGAACACCUCUUACCUCUUCUCAAAGAGUACCGAGAUAGCGGCCGUCGUCUCGAUAUUCUUUAUGGCCUUCCCCUCCCACGCUCUCAGAUCUCACGAUUGGCUGGUCUCGGGUCUGAGCUUGGUGAAGGAAGUAUUUCCGUUCUAAUCGAUCAUCCAUCGCAACUGGAUUCUGUCAAAGCCUUUUCAGACCACGCAAAGUUUCCUGCAAGAGUGUUCUUAAAGGUGGACACCGGCUAUCAUCGUGCAGGCCUACCUCCAUCCUCUCUGAACAAGAAUGGACUCAUUGAAGCUCUUGCGCAGCUCGAAGCGCAAGGUGAUGCUGAACUACUAGGGUUGUAUUCACACAGCAGUCUUAGUUACAAGGACAACACGGCUGAACAAGCCAUGGAGAACCUCGAGGGCGAAAUUCAAGGUUGCAUUGAAGCGGUCAACGCCCAGGCUCAUCUGUUCGCCAAAAGCAAAGAGCUUAUUAUUAGUGUCGGAGCCUCCCCUCAGGUCACUGCUGUUGAGAAUCUGACUAACUCACAUGGAGAACUAUCACCAGCUGCAUUGUCCCUUCGUCAGGCGAUAGACACUGUGUCUUCUGGGAAGCCCGGAGGCUUCAACACCAGCCUCGAGCUUCAUGCCGGUGUAUACUCCAUUCUCGACAUACAGCAAACUUCCACCAACUCACGAAAGGAUUUCGGUUCCUACGGAGAAGAAAUAGCUAUUUCGGUCAUUGCUGAAGUAUGCAGCGUGUACAACAACGACGAAAGAUCACAGCCCGAAGCCCUCGUCGCGGUCGGUGCACUAGGUCUCGGGCGCGAACCUUGUGCUGCUUACUCAGGCUGGGGUGUCGUCAGCCAGUCUUCAUACAAAAGCCAGUCUGGACAAGGAAAAAGGCUGAUAAUUGAUAGAAUCAGCCAAGAGCACUCCAUAGCGGCUUGGGAGAAUGAUGGGAAAAAGGAAGGUGAUGCCUUGGCACCUGUUCCGUUGGAAGUCGGACAGAAUGUGGUCAUUUUCCCCAAUCAUGCUUGUGUUACUGGGGCUAUGUAUGGGUGGUAUCUGGUGGUUGACUCGUCUGAGGGAGAUGCGGCAAGAAUUGUGGAUGUUUGGGUCAGGGCAAGCGGGUGGUAG
Molecule: messenger RNA, 1386 nt
Organism: Fusarium sp. VM40
Lineage: Eukaryota; Fungi; Ascomycota; Sordariomycetes; Hypocreales; Nectriaceae
Source: the annotation of a GenBank genome assembly